Aspergillus bombycis is the source of this 1620-nucleotide messenger RNA. RefSeq names its product MFS maltose permease MalP. Gene Ontology annotation, biological process: transmembrane transport; carbohydrate transport. The coding region runs from base 1 to 1620 and encodes 539 amino acids. Lineage: Eukaryota; Fungi; Ascomycota; Eurotiomycetes; Eurotiales; Aspergillaceae. The record is from RefSeq and is a predicted model, not a curated record. Gene Ontology annotation, cellular component: membrane. The transcript has a single exon. Gene Ontology annotation, molecular function: carbohydrate:proton symporter activity.
AUGACUCCAGAGAAGGCUGCUAUGUCUGAACAUAUUGAGAACGACAAUCCACCGAGCCAUGAUGCCCUCGACCUCCCCAACAGUAGCGAGGCACAGGCAGCCAUUGCGAAAGAACAUGACAUGACCCUAUGGGAAGCGCUUAGGCUUUAUCCCAAGGCCGUGGGGUGGUCUCUUCUGUUUUCCUGUGCCAUCAUCAUGGAAGGCUAUGAUGUCGUCCUCAUCGGCUCCUUCCUGGCAUUUCCUGCAUUCAACGAAAAAUACGGAGGUCUCAUGUCUGAUGGCACCUAUGGGCUCGAGGCUAAGUGGCAAGCCGGCGUAAACAACGCCAUGGCCUGCGGUCAAAUUAUCGGACUUUUCCUCAACGGUCUUGUCUCAGAGCGCUUUGGAUAUCGAAAGACCCUGAUGGCAUGUCUUGCUGCCACUGUUGGUUUCGUUUUCAUUCUGUUCUUUGCCCCCAAUAUCCAAACUCUGGUUGUCGGCGAGCUCUUCAUGGGCAUCCCCCUUGGUGUAUACCAAACCCUCGUCGUGACAUACGCAUCUGAAGUGUGCCCUAUCGCGCUGCGCGCAUACCUCACCACAUAUGUUAACCUCUGCUGGGUGCUAGGCCAAUUGCUCGCCUCGGGCGUGCUGAAGGGUCUCGCCAAUCGCAGCGAUCAAUGGGCAUACCGUAUCCCCUUCGCUCUGCAAUGGAUCUGGCCCAUCCCCAUUUUCAUUGGGGUGUUUCUGGCCCCCGAGAGCCCCUGGUGGCUCGUUCGGCAAGACCGCCGCGAAGACGCCGUCAAGGCUCUGAAACGACUGACCCGCGCUAGCGCCGACUUUAACGCCGAGGAAACCGUAUCGAUGAUUGUGUACACGGAUGCACUCGAGCGACGUGCUGAAACCGGUACCUCCUACCUUGACUGCUUCAAGAAAUGCGACUUACGCCGAACCGAAAUCGCCUGCUGUGCAUGGGCGGCGCAGAGUCUGUGCGGCGCAGGCCUGAUGGGCUAUUCCACCGUCUUCUACCAGCGCGCGGGUCUCGCCGUGUCACAGUCCUUCACCAUGUCGCUCGUGCAGUAUGCUCUGGGUGUAGUGGGUACCUUUAUCUCCUGGACGGCGAUGUCGUACUUCGGUCGUCGCACCCUCUAUGUCGGCGGUCUAUUCUUCCUCGCCAUUGUGCUAUUCGUCAUCGGGUUCGUCUCAAUUGCUCCGUCCACCUCCGCCAUCUCCUGGGCCACCGGCUCCAUGCUUCUCGUCUACACGUUCGUCUACGAUUCCACCAUCGGCCCCGUCUGCUUCGCUCUCGUCUCCGAAAUCCCAUCCUCCAGACUCCGUACUAAGACCGUGGUACUGGCCCGAAACGUUUAUAAUAUUCUGAACCUAGUCACUGGAAUCAUCAUUCCCUACAUGCUGAACGUGGACGCUUGGAACUGGCGUGGAAAGUCUGGUUUCUUCUGGGGUGCGCUGUGCGUUUGCUGCUUGACAUGGUCGUUCUUCCGCCUGCCAGAGCCUAAGGGACGGUCAUAUGCUGAGCUGGAUCUAUUGUUCGAGAGACGGGUCAAGACGCGGGAGUUUGCGACUGCUAAAACUGGGCUGGAGGAUAUACAGGGCGAGGGGAAGGAUGAUAUGGUGAAGGUUUGA